Molecule: messenger RNA, 2662 nt
Organism: Pelodiscus sinensis (Chinese soft-shelled turtle)
Lineage: Eukaryota; Metazoa; Chordata; Testudines; Trionychidae
Gene: CCDC3
Product: coiled-coil domain containing 3
Biological process (GO): negative regulation of gene expression
Cellular component (GO): extracellular region
Source: RefSeq, a predicted model, not a curated record
CCGCUGUGCGCCUGCGCUCCCGCUGCUGCCCGCAGCCCUAGCGAGGCUGGUCCCAGGCUGGGCGCAGCGGCCGGGCGACCGCUGCCCCUCCCUCGCUCCCCGUGGGACUCCAAUUGGACGCCGCCUGCUUGAUUGGUGGGGCUCUGUCCCCAGUCACCAAUAAGCGGGUUCAUCGCGCAGGGAUCCUGUUUCACGCCGUGCAGCCGCUUUUGCCUCGGGAAGCCAAAGUGUCCGGCGGGGAUUGUGCGCUCACCCAUCCAUCAUGCUGCACAUGCUGCCGCUGCUGCUAGCCCUGCUGAGCCUGGGGAGGCAGCUCAGCCCAUGCCUCGCCUGUCAGCUGCCCUCCGACUGGAGACCCUUGAGUGAAAGCUGCCGGGCUGAGCUGGCAGAGAUCAUCGUGUACGCCAAGGUCCUGGCCCUCCACCAGGAGAUGUACAGUAUGUACAACUACCUGCCCUGGCAAUAUGAAGCCAGCGAGGGGGGGCUCUUUUACUCGGCUGAGAUCGAGAUGCUGUGUGACCAGGCGUGGGGAAGCAUGCUGGAAGUUCCUGCAGGCUCUAGGCUUAAUCUCACUGGACUGGGUUACUUCUCCUGUCACUCCCACACAGUCAUGCAGGAUUACUCUUACUUCUUCUUUCUCAGAAUGGAUGAGAAUUAUAACCUUCUUCCUCACGGGGUAAAUUUCCAAGAUGCAAUAUUUCCAGACACGCAGGAGAACAGAAGGAUGUUUUCCAGUCUCUUCCAGUUUUCCAAUUGCUCCCAGGCGCAACAUGUCAUAACUUUCUCCAGUGACUGGGAUAUUCAGGAGGACAACAGGCUCAUGUGCUCUUCGGUUCAGAAAGCCCUGUUCGAGGAAGAGGAUCAAGUGAAGAAACUGCAGCAGAAGGUGGCAACCUUGGAGAAACGUAACAAGCAGCUGCGAGACCGGGUGAAGAAAGUCAAGAGGUCCCUCCGGCAAGCCAGGAAGAACAACAGGCACAUGGAGCAGAUAAACCGAAAGCUCAAUGAGAAGCUCUCCUCUGCAGGAGGCCAAAUCCCCCAUAUUAACUCUUUAAAGCAAGAGAACUCUCAUGCUACCUACCUUAAAGUAUAAUCCAAGGGUUAAGACACAGGCCAAUGAUAUUGGUGACUUAGGACCCAAUCCCACAUUUGUUACACAACCAAAUACACCAGUGGGAGUUUUGCCUGCAUUAGAGUGUAGGAUGUGGCCCUCACACCUUGUCUACAUUGGCAUUUGAACCAUGAAUGAAAACAAAUCAGAACUUUGUUUAGGUACAGUUCUAGAUAAGCAGGAUCUCCACUAGAUUUCACUGGACACUGUAGACCGGACCAAACCAUCUGAAGGGUGCUUCCAAAGAGCCUCACAGGGAAAUAGCCUUAAAAGCAGCAUCAAUACACUUUGGCUUCAUUUUCACUGCCUAGCACGAGUGUGUUUAAAAACAGGUUACCUGGAAAUGUGUCCGGGAGCUGAUCUAAUGCUCACCGUCAAUGGCAAUCUUGGUACUGAUUUCUAAUGGGAGGUGAAUCAGGAUCAGAAAAAAAAAAUUCAAUCCAGUUUUCAAGCAGGCUUCAAUUUUCAAGGUAGACAAGGUCACCGGUCUUGUGAUCACUGUCUUGAGACAAGAUGGAGGUUGCUGGGCAACCUCAUUUACCUAAGUUUAGAUACUGUAGGGAUCAUGUCAAUAUCAGCAGGGCAUUAACAUUAAGUCAGUUUUAAAUGUGUAUAUAUUUUAAAAGUCUUAUAGAAAAUAUUUUUAUUAAACAUUUGAUAGUCUAAUUUCUUAAAAUAUUAAGUAAAUCCUGUUUCUUGGUGGUUGUCACCCUUAAAAUAUGUUUCCCAACAUUCUUAAUUGGGCACCGCUAAAAGAGAUUAGAAAUGGAAUUAUUAAAAUGGCUUAGGUUAAGGCAGCAAUCUUAUUGGUUGACAAAGAUGCCAAUCUUGUGUACAUAUUUCAGUUCAUGGGUGGGAAUGGUUUAGCCAACUCACUCUGCUUACUAUCAAUAGGCUAUGGCAGGGUAGUAGAAAAAGAUAGUAAAGGAAGGUGUUCUUUAUGCUGUCCCCCCUUUUUAAUAUUUAUUUUAUAAUCAAUUUAUGUGACAUGAAUACAAAUACACUUAAUAUUUUCAACUUGAGGACAGGGGCAGCCGGACUUUGCCCAACCAAGGGCAACACUGACAAUUUGCCAUGGGUACACCUGACUUGAGUAAAAAGUCAGCAGCUUAUCUUUAUGCCAAGAAUGUGGGCCAGGGAAUCACAGGUCCCUGCAUGCAAUGCUUGAUCUGAACCCCCAAGCCUUACCAGACUGCCCAGAGCAUGACAUAACAUAGCAUGCUGGGAUAUGUAGUCUCCAUUGGCUGCUCUUUUCUACUGACGAGAACUAGGGAUGUGAAGGACUAGUCGACUAUCCAAUAAGUCAGUUGACUAGUCACCCCCCCCCCCCUUUGCUGCCUGUAUCAGAUGGAGGGGGUACUUCAAAGCGGCAGUGCCACACAAAACCCAGGGUCAGCUGCUCCAUGCGGCGCUGCUGCUUUGAAUGCUGCAAGGAGCUUGGCGUCAGGCUCCUCGCGGCAUUUCAAAGUGGCAGUGCUGCAUGGAGCCCAGAGUGAGUGGGGGUUCCCCAGCUGAUCCUGGGCUUCGGCGCUCUUACCUUUGAAGUGUAGC